This is a messenger RNA of Fusarium musae, 600 nucleotides long. RefSeq lists its product as uncharacterized. The transcript has 2 exons. The record is from RefSeq and is a predicted model, not a curated record. Bases 1 to 600 code for a protein of 199 amino acids. NCBI's taxonomy places the organism in Eukaryota, Fungi, Ascomycota, Sordariomycetes, Hypocreales, Nectriaceae.
AUGAUGCUCGCCAGCGGAAUCAACUCCCGCGAAGUUGCCACCUCGUGGCCAAACCCCGAAUGCCAUCGUAUCGUCAACGUGUUCAACACCGACACCAUCGACACCAUCGACGUUUUGAUCACGACAUUCGCGGCGCUCCGUAUCCGUGGCGGUCCCAACUUCCACCCGGGGGCAUGCCACCGAGGCAUCAUGCUCGAGACUCCAGAUACCUUGGAGCAGCACUUUGAGACAAGGAAAGUUUUGCUGCGCGGUAACGGGCCAUUCGCCUGGAAGGUCCAAUACGUUCCUGGGUCACUCGACUCGUGGCGCGAUCUAGUCAUGGCGAAACGGGCGGUGGAGCAGGACCAAAACUCGUAUCCCGAACUAAAUGGUUUUGUUCAUCAGCAACGCAUGGUCCUUUUCUACGACGUUGCUUAUCUGAUGGGGAAAGAUGAGAGCCAGUAUCCUAGAGACCGCGUCCACUGGAGCAAAUUGGAAGUCGAAGAGAUCAAGCGCGAAGGUCUUUUUUACUUCGCCCUCGGCAAAUUCCUCCAUGAAAACCGCGCCGCUGCUAGCAAGCUUUCCGACCGACACACGAUGAGUAGGAUCGCCAAGAGCUAG